UUUUUUUUUUAAUUUCAAUCGGUGGCGUUACUAACUGAGAACUAGGAUUAUUAUGUUUGCAUAACGUAUAUUUUUAUAAAAUAUCGUCAGUCCUGUCUAUAUAUUUAAGUAGUGUAAUUUUUAUGUAUGGCAUAAUAAAUAAUUUAGUUUAAUUAAAUUAAAUUUAUUUCAUUUUCUGACUAGCGUAGACUACUGUAGAUUUAUUACAUUUUUGAAUCGAAGUCCUCAGGUACUUUCAGUUCUAAAUAAAUUUGUAUAAACUACAUAUAUUAUCAUAUUUUCUAUCAAAUUGUAUAAUAUUGAAGUUAUUGUUUUAGAUUACAAGGAAACAUAUUUUUUAAGAAUUUUCGAUUCACGUGCUCUGAUCUACUUAUGUUUCAAACAUGGAAUUAGUAGGUAUUGAAGUACUUAUUAAAUCCAUGGUUUCAACAUUAUAUUUAUUUAAUCAAUGACAAAUAUAACCUUAUUAGGUAACUGUACUCUCUACCAUGAUCUUUGGUUCAAUGUCAAAAUGAUUUGAUUUUAUACGCAUCAAGUGGCUUAGAUUAUUAUUUUCCUAAUUAUUUUCAUAGGAAUUAUUAAUAGGUGUUAACUAAAAAAGUAUAAAGAUCAAGAAGAAUAAACACAUAUUGAUGCAUAGGUUAAGGAAACAGAAGACAGUGAAGCAGAACAAAUUAUUCUUAAGAAUACUCUUAAAAUAAAUACCAAAUUGAAUAAAAAAAUAGUAACGCAUGUAUAUUUUGGAAGACCAUGGAUGGGUGCUACGAUAACGAUGAGCCAUUUAUUUAUCGGCUUAAUGAUAACGGAUCGGGGCCCAGUUUGCUUAUAAAGGUUUGUGCGGAACGUGGCUGGCGCAUGUACCAGGGAUACAGCGGCAACGAGGAGAGAUGGAACCUUUGGUGGCGAACUAGUUCCUUCCCGGCCGGAUGCUACAAAGCGCUAGGCGAUGGGCAGUUUAUGAAUCACAUCCCGAAGGGAGGGUCAAUAUGCCGGAAAGAUGGCCUCUCAAGACUGCUGCGGUGUAUGCGACGAGUCUACGGCUCCAUAUACGAUUUCAGCCCGCCGUGUUUUCACCUGCCCCUGGAGUACGCCAAGCUGGUGUCUGAGUGCUCCCGGCUCCGGCGCACCGAGGAAGACGCCGGCAACGUGGUCUGGAUCCACAAGCCGGUUGCGCAGAGCCAGGGCCGGGGCAUCUUCCUCUUCAGGAGUAUCUGCGAGAUGCGAUGCGGGAGUUCAGCAGUGGUUCAGCGGUACAUCGAGCGGCCACUGCUCAUAGCGGGCUACAAGUUCGACCUCCGGCUGUACGUGUGCGUGCCCGCGUACCGCCCGCUCACUGCGUACCUCUACGCUGAGGGACUGGCCAGGUUUGGGACCGACAAAUAUACUUUAACGGAUAUCCACAACCCUUACAGACAUUUAACUAAUUCGUCGCUGAAUAAAAGUGGACCAAGAUAUGCUGAGUGCAAGGACCGAAUAGGAAGCGGUUGUAAGUGGACACUGAAGCAAGUAAGACGAGCGUUGACUGGCCGCUGGGGCGCAGCAGAAUGGCUGGUUUGGCAGAGGAUCCGAGCGCUGGUCACUCUCACGCUACUGGCGCAGGCGACUGGCACCCCUCCUGCGAGGAACUGCUUCGAAUUCUACGGAUUUGAUGUCUUGCUCGAUGACAGCUUGAAGCCGUGGUUGCUUGAGGUGAAUUUGUCUCCAGCAUUAGCGGCAGACUGCGAGGCGGACGUGACGGUAAAACAGCCGAUGCUGCACGAGCUGUUUGACCUGCUCGGACUGCCGAUGAGGCACACGGGGCUCGCGCUACUGAGGGGGCACAACCCGCACAAUCCGCUCAACCCUGUUAGAGUUAACAGCUUCAGCUCAGAAGACGAGAGCGGCGCUCCCCGCGCUCCACCUCCCAAAUCAGCGAGUCGCGCGCGUACCGCCGGGGGGAGGCGACGGCGCCGCGUCAUGCCGCUACACUGUGUCACCAUACAGCCGCCCCUCAACGAUGAUGCGGAUACAACGGAAGUGAAUAAGGAAGAGAAUAGUACGGGCGAGUCAAAAUCCUCUGUGGAAAGUCCAGAUAAUUCUGAUAUUCAGUCAGUCCAGUCAACGUCUAGCCUGACGUCUGCGGAACCAGUGGAUGAACCUUGGAAAGGGGGAUAUUCCUCAGCAGCCUCGCGCCGCCGCAUGAUGAGCGCGGCCGCUUGGGGCAACGGGGUCCUCUGGAACAAGGCUGUAGGGAGACAAGGGGGGUGGGUUAGGAUAUACCCACACACACUGCCCAAUGAGGACCAAAUACCAGUAGACGUUCGUGAAAGUGUUACUCAAGUAUCGAAGUAUCUUAGAGCUGCUAGAGAAGUGGUUCGCGAGGGAGGACGCGAUAUAAAGGGACCACGAGACGCAGGCCGCGACGUCGCGUUCGAGGCCGCGCUCCGCAAGAAGCUGGAGUUUGGUCAAGACCUCGAAGUCUGGCUGCCACCCUUCUGAUGUGUUCAUUCAUUAUAUUAGUUGUAAGCCUAGUUAGUUAAUAAAU
Molecule: messenger RNA, 2524 nt
Organism: Plodia interpunctella (Indianmeal moth)
Lineage: Eukaryota; Metazoa; Arthropoda; Insecta; Lepidoptera; Pyralidae
Product: probable tubulin polyglutamylase TTLL2
Exons: 15
Coding region: 751-2478 (575 amino acids)
Biological process (GO): microtubule cytoskeleton organization; protein polyglutamylation
Cellular component (GO): cilium
Molecular function (GO): tubulin binding; tubulin-glutamic acid ligase activity
Source: RefSeq, a predicted model, not a curated record